AUGCAAUGCGUAUCUACUGUUACGUACUCCUUCCUCAUUAACAGUUCUCCUAGAGGAAGAGUCACACCGAGUCGUGGUAUCCGUCAAGGAGACCCACUCUCCCCAUACAUAUUCAUACUAUGUAGUGAGGUACUCUCGGGAUUAUGUAACAAAGCGCAGGAAGACGGAUCACUUGAAGGGAUUCGGGUAGCUCGAGGGACUCUUCGAGUAAACCAUCUUCUAUUCGCGGAAGAUACAAUGUUUUUUGUCCGGGCCAGUAAGGAGAGAAGUGAGGCUUUACACAAGGUUCUCAAACGCUAUGAAGAGGCGUCCGGACAAUCUAUCAACACAGAAAAAUCAUCUAUCUCCUUCUCUCACAAAACACCACGGUCGCUGAAAACGGUGGUACAAGAUACCCUAUCAAUCCACAAAGAAGGAGGAGUUGGGAAGUAUCUCGGGUUACCGGAACACUUCGGAAGGUCCAAAAGUGAUCUCUUCUCUUCCAUAGUUGACCGAAUCAGGCAAAAGGCAAGAGGAUGGUCUAAUAGAUUCCUAUCAACUGCUGGAAAGAUGACUAUGCUUAAGAGUGUCCUCUCAUCAGUCCCUUCACACGCAAUGUCCUGUUUUGAGCUUCCGGUUUCGCUUUGUAAGAGAAUCCAAUCAGCACUCACCAGAUUUUGGUGGGACGAUCGUAUGGAUAGCAAAAAAAUGGCAUGGAUAGCAUGGGAAAAACUCAUAAGACCUAAGGAACAUGGUGGACUUGAUUUCAGGGACAUCCAGAGCUUCAAUGAAGCUUAUCUAGCUAAACUCACAUGGCGGCUCAUAAACAACCCGGAGUGCUUGCUCGGACGCAUCCUGAUCGGAAAGUAUUGCCCAACUGAAGAUUUUCUCACUGUCACAGCUAAAAGCGCCAUCUCCCAUGGCUGGAGAGGAGUGCUAACCGGACGCGACAUCAUCAUGAGCAAUGCAAGCUGGGAAGUGGGGAAUGGAGAAAGCAUCAAUAUCUGGGACAAACCUUGGCUCAACUGUGACGGCCAAGAGAGACCCAUGGGACCAGCCCCGCUGGAGUUCCAAAAUCUCACAGUGUCUGAUCUCCUGCUUCCUGAUCACAGGACCUGGAACAUUGACAUGAUUAAACUGGUGCUCCCUUUUGAGGAAUCAAAAAUAUUGGCUAUCAAACCAAGCAUAACGGGAGCUCCGGAUAAACUCACGUGGUUGGGUUCGAAAUCAGGAAACUACACCACCAAGACAGGGUAUGUGAGUGCACUCUCCAACCGCACUAGUCCGAUGGACAUAUCACAUGAAGACUUGGCUUUCGAGUGGAAGAAAAUGGUCUGGAACCUGAAAACUUCACCAAAGACAAAACUGUUUGCUUGGAAAGUACUACAUCGAGCAAUACCAGCUGGAGAGGCUCUGAGAGCUCGACAAAUCAAUGUAGAUGGGAAGUGUAAGCGAUGCAACCUACCAGAAACUAUAGAUCACUUGUUCUUUCACUGUACUUUUGCGAAACAGGUUUGGUUAUCUGCCCCUGUUUUCCUAAGUAUUGAGUACAAUGAAUCUAUAGUUCUGAGAAGCCUAUGGUGUGAUCUGACGACGAGGAAGAAUCUACCGCCUAUGGGAGUAACAGAAGGCCAGCUUGCUCCCUGGAUAUUAUGGAGUAUCUGGACUGCAAGAAACAACCUGGUGUUCAAUGGGAAACCUCAACCAGCAGAUGAAACGCUCCCCAAAGCCAUUGCACUGGCUCGUGAAUGGGGAUCUUUUCAAGUGACACCACCUCCGAAAAACCACAAGCUGAACCCCCCAGGCCCUACACCACCAAACUGUUUUCUCACCAAAACUGAUGCUGCUUGGAAUGAAGACCAAAAGAUUGCAGGUCUUGGAUGGACAGUGGAAUCACAAAGCAGAGUCUCCCAUUACUCUAUUCCCGCUCACCAUGUGAGAUCACCGUUGGUCGCCGAAGCUCUGGCCCUCCGGGAAUCUUUAGGAAAGUGCAGAGAGCUAGGACUAUCAAGGAUUCGGUGCGAGUCGGACUCAGCCAUAUUGAUCAAAGCUCUCAAGACGAAAUCAUCGAUUAUUGGUCGCUAUGGGAUCUUAACAGAUAUCCUCUCUUUAGCCUCCUCAUUUGAAUGUGUCUCUUUUCAUUGGAUUUCUCGUAUGAAAAAUGCUGAGGCUGAUAAGCUAGCAAAGCAGGUCUUGUCUGCUGAACUGGCAUUAGUGGCUACAACUACUUUGGUUUGA
Messenger RNA from Brassica oleracea var. oleracea, 2217 nucleotides. RefSeq lists its product as uncharacterized. Lineage: Eukaryota; Viridiplantae; Streptophyta; Magnoliopsida; Brassicales; Brassicaceae. The coding region runs from base 1 to 2217 and encodes 738 amino acids. The transcript has a single exon. Gene Ontology annotation, molecular function: RNA-DNA hybrid ribonuclease activity; nucleic acid binding. The record is from RefSeq and is a predicted model, not a curated record.